Messenger RNA from Anisakis simplex (herring worm), 987 nucleotides. NCBI's taxonomy places the organism in Eukaryota, Metazoa, Nematoda, Chromadorea, Rhabditida, Anisakidae. The record is from the annotation of a GenBank genome assembly.
AAACCAGUUGACGGUGAUUGCUAUCAGAUGAAGCUAAACAAUUUCGUUAGUUGUGCUACUGUAGCGAAUAUUUUAAAAAGCGGUGGUUUCAAAGAUGGAUAUCGCUUAAUUGAUUGUACGAGUCGAAUUGCACCACGUCCGAAUCAUGAAGAAUACAAGAAACUUGUGUAUGGAAAAUUCGAGCAAAUGAUGGCUGCAGAAACCAGACAAAAGAAAGGCUAUUGGAAGAAUCAUAUUCCGUGCGCAGUUCACUUAGAUCUGAAUACAGCCACGUAUCCAAGUGAAUACACUUCUUACGCAUUUUAUCCACCGGAGAUUUUCCAACAAUACAUAAGACUGUUAGGUGUAAAUGUUGACGAUCAACUGAUACUCUAUUCGAGAGGUGCCAUUGGAGGAAUGAUGAUACCAGCGUGUAUUGCAUGGAUUUUUAAGUGUUACGGACACGAUCGCGUAUCUGUUUUGGAUGGUGGUCUUUCUCGUUGGGAGAAGGAAAUUGGCGAAGUUACUGACGAAUUACCGGUUGUUAAGCCUGGAAAUUGGACAGCAUCUGAAAUAUCUGAAGAUCGUUUGGUGAGUUUCGAAGAAAUAAUGCAGAAAGAAUGGCUCAAUAAGCUUGAUACGAUCAACUUUCUGGAUGCUCGAACAAAAGGUCAAUUCGACGGAGUUGAAGCAACGACUCUUGAUCAUCGUAAAGUGAAAGGAUCACAUGUUGCUGGUGUACAUAAUGUUCCGGCUGUCGACUCGAUCACUAAGGAGGGUGUAUUGAAGUCAGAAAGUGAACUCAAAAAAUGGCUUGAAGAAAAUGGUUUCCAAAAGGGCAAACCAAUAGUAACAAUGUGCAACAAAGGGAUUCAAGCCGCAAUGCUUGCGUUGAUAAUGGAGCAUGUGGAUAAGAGUUCGAGAGCACGCGUCUAUAUGGGCUCAAUGAAGGAGAUUGAGUUGAGAGACCCGGAAAAGAUCAAUGCCGGUCGUAUCUACACACCCUAG